Molecule: messenger RNA, 1761 nt
Organism: Penicillium angulare
Lineage: Eukaryota; Fungi; Ascomycota; Eurotiomycetes; Eurotiales; Aspergillaceae
Product: peptide MFS transporter
Exons: 3
Coding region: 1-1761 (586 amino acids)
Biological process (GO): transmembrane transport
Cellular component (GO): plasma membrane; fungal-type vacuole
Molecular function (GO): dipeptide transmembrane transporter activity; tripeptide transmembrane transporter activity
Source: RefSeq, a predicted model, not a curated record
AUGGCGACUACAGCAAAUGAGGUUGGAGUCUCUCCUCCAGCUUAUAACGAUAAUGACGCCGCUGUCGAGCAAGUCACCGUGACCGAUGAUAAGCACGCCCUCGAUAUGAUGGACAAGGAGGCUGGCUUCGCUACCCCGGAUGGCCAGGAACCCACCGACGACGAGAAGCGUUCUCUCCGUCACAUUGCGGAGAACCUCCCCAUCUCCGCCUGGUUGGUAGCUAUUGUCGAGUUGUGCGAGCGUUUCACAUACUACGGCAUGUCUGGUCUGUUCCAGAACUAUAUCCAGCGUCCUUUGGAUGGUAGCCAGGGACGUGGUGCCCUUGGCAUGGCCCACCAAGGUGCUACUGGGUUGACCACUUUCUUCCAGUUCUGGUGUUAUGUUACCCCCAUCAUUGGUGCCAUUGUUGCUGAUCAAUAUCUUGGUAAAUACAAGACCAUUGUUUGGUUCUGCGGUAUCUACUUGAUUGGUCUCUUGAUCCUUGUUUUGACUUCCAUUCCUGUCGCCCUGGAACACGGCGCUGGUCUCGGUGGCUUUAUCGUGGCGAUUCUCAUCAUUGGUCUGGGAACUGGUGGUAUUAAGAGUAACGUUGCACCUCUGAUUGCUGAUCAGUACAAGCGCAAGAAGAUGGCUGUAUCAACUACUAAGAAGGGCGAGCGCGUGAUAAUCGACCCAUCAUUGACCAUCCAGCGCAUCUACAUGAUCUUCUACGGCUGUAUCAACAUCGGCUCCCUCUCUCUGCUAGCCACCCCAUACAUGGAGAAGUACAUUGGUUUCUGGUCCGGGUACCUGCUAUGUCUCUGCAUGUUCGCCGUCGGUACCGGAGUUCUCCUCCUUGGCCGAAAGUUCUACAUUGUGCGCCCUCCCCAGGGCUCCAUCAUUACCGACGCCUUCAAGGCUCUCUGGAUGAUGAUCAUCAACCGCAACAUGGACGCCCCCAAGCCCAGCUGGCAACGCGAAAACCGCAACGAGAAUGCCGUCAUGCCCUGGGACGACCAUUUCAUUGAUGAGCUCAAGCGCGCGCUCGUUGCCUGCCGUGUUUUCGCCUUCUACCCCAUCUACUGGGUUGUGUACGGACAGUUCUCCAGCAACUUCGUCACUCAAGCUGGUCAAAUGACCGGCCACGGCAUCCCGAACGAUCUGAUGCAGAACUUCGACCCAAUCUCCAUCAUCGUCUUCAUUCCCUUGCUUGAGACCCUCGUCUACCCCCUCAUGCGUCGUCUAAAGAUCCCCUUCCGUCCUAUCACCCGUAUCGCACUGGGUUUCGUGGUCGCUUCUCUCGCCAUGAUGUACGCCGCCAUCGUGCAACACCUGAUCUACUCCGCUGGUCCUUGCUACGGUAGCCCACUCUGCGACGCCUCCAAGAUUGACGGUACCGCCUACGGCAACAACGUGCACAUUGCCAUUCAAACCCCCGCUUAUGUGUUCAUUGGUAUCUCUGAGAUUUUCGCUUCCGUGUCCGGUCUCGAAUACGCCUACACCAAGGCCCCACCUUCCAUGAAGUCUUUCGUGCAGUCGAUGUACCUGCUGACCAACGCUUUCGGAUCCGCUCUGGCCGAGGCCCUGACCCCCGCUGCGUUCGACCCUGCCAUCAUGUGGAUGUUUGUCGGUCUUGCUGCUGCCUCCUGCCUGUGUGGUAUCGUCUUCUGGUUCAUCUUCCACCACCUUAAUGCUCAGGAAGAUGACAUGAACGCUCUGGACGCUGACGAUGGAAUGCCUGAGGCACCUGUCGAGCAAGAGCGCCGUGAGUCAAAGCAGUAG